AAAAAAAAACGAUACACGCAGAAUUUUGCCUGAUUAUUUUACCUGUUUAUUUACCUGUUUCUUUCAGUCAUUAAAUUUCACAAUACUUAAAAUAUCAUUAUGGAGGAAAUCUCAGUGAAGCGAGUUAAACAUUUCAAAAACCAAUCUUGCAGAGAGAAUUUGCAGCUUCUCGAUAAAAAAGAUUUAAUUGACAGAAUAUUACAGUUGGAGGCCCACACAUUUCAAUUGAAAAAUAUCAUGAGAAACUCUGACAAGACGCAUGGAAAAUCUGGAUCAAAUCAAUCCGGAAAGCCUUUUGACUUUGUACGGUGCCCCAAAAGACAUAUUCUCCUGAAAUUCUACUAUCUCGGAUGGAAUUAUCAUGGAUUCGUGGAACAGGAAGAUACAACUAACACAAUAGAACAUCACAUUUUCGAGGCAUUGAGAAAAUCUUGUUUGGUAGAAAACCGUAAAAGCUCUAAUUAUCACAGGUGUGGAAGAACUGAUAAAGGUGUGAGUGCAUUUUCUCAAGUGAUCUCCCUAAACGUCCGAAGUAAAUUAAUUCCUAGCGAUCAAAAGGGGUUCCAUAAAGAAUUGUCGUACUGCAAGAUGUUAAAUAGGAUUCUUCCGAAAGAUAUCAAGUGCAUAGCAUGGGCUCCAGUGGGAGACAACUACUCUGCUCGUUUCGACUGCAAAAGCAGAAGUUACAAAUAUUUUUUCCCUAAAGGAAAUCUUGAUAUUGAUGGUAUGAAUAAAGCAGCUAGUUACCUAGUUGGCCACCACGAUUUCAGGAAUAUUUGCAAGAUGGAUGUCGCCAAUGGAGUUGUCACAUUUGCUAGAACUAUUCAAGAUGCUAGAAUCAUCUGCCAUGAUGAUGAAAAUUCUGAGAGAUCAGGGUACAAUAUGUGUCAUCUUCUCAUCAAAAGCCAAGCCUUCCUCUGGCACCAGAUUAGAUGCAUAAUGGGGAUAUUAUUACUCGUAGGGCAGGGAAAAGAGAAGCCAGAAAUAUUUCUGGACCUAUUUGACAUUGAGGUCUGCCCUCGAAAACCCCAGUACAGUCUAGCCCAUGAAGUCCCCCUGAACUUAUUCCACUGCGAUUAUGAUGACGUAGAAUGGUUUUAUGACGAUGAAGAAUUGCUUUUAACAAUUAAAACUCUGCAAAAGGAUUGGACGUUUAAUGCUGUGAAGGCUGCCAUGGUUAGGAGUAUGCUUGAAGACCUGGAGGAUCGCGUUAAAAGUGAAGAGAGUCUGAGCUUCCAAAACGAAGGCCUAAUCCAAGGUGUUCAAUCUAAAAUUUAUCAGCCACUGAUGGAAAGAAUAACUUGUGAAAGUUUGGAAAAUCGUAUUAAACAUUUUGAAAAGAAAAGGAAAAUUGCAGUGGAACACAGAGAAUAGCCUCAAUAUAAUCUGAUCAAUAAAUUGAGGAGGGAAUACCAAUUGGUAUCGCUUGGUACGUGUUUUUUUUUUUCUAAAAAAAAAAAAACCAUCAUCACAUACUGAUUACAUUGAAACUCAACUCAACACCAAUUUGACAAUUACGUUAUGAUCACAAUGAAAACGCUGAAAAUUGGCAUAAAAUUACGAAUUCAAUUUUAUUGAAUAUUUAGUGAUGUAAGUAUCCUA
Messenger RNA from Fopius arisanus, 1602 nucleotides. RefSeq names its product tRNA pseudouridine(38/39) synthase. Gene Ontology annotation, cellular component: nucleus; cytoplasm. The transcript is spliced from 6 exons. Gene Ontology annotation, molecular function: RNA binding; pseudouridine synthase activity. Gene Ontology annotation, biological process: mRNA pseudouridine synthesis; tRNA pseudouridine synthesis. The record is from RefSeq and is a predicted model, not a curated record. NCBI's taxonomy places the organism in Eukaryota, Metazoa, Arthropoda, Insecta, Hymenoptera, Braconidae. Bases 100 to 1374 code for a protein of 424 amino acids.